This is a messenger RNA of Lachancea fermentati, 1230 nucleotides long. The record is from the annotation of a GenBank genome assembly. NCBI's taxonomy places the organism in Eukaryota, Fungi, Ascomycota, Saccharomycetes, Saccharomycetales, Saccharomycetaceae.
AUGGCGGUUGCUCCUGGACUUUCGUUCUGGAACAUUGCGUACCUGACAUUUGAGUCGGUACUUGAGGUUGUGAUUGUUUCGUUUGCCGGUUUUUGGUGUGCUUAUACCGGGCUACUCCCUAAGCAGGGUCAGAAGAUCAUCUCCCUGUUGAACGUGGAUCUUUUUACACCAUGUCUGAUUUUUAGCAAGUUGGCCAAGAGCUUAUCUCUUGCCAAGAUUCUAGAGAUUGCUGUUAUUCCAAUCUUCUAUGCAGUUUCUACAAGCAUAUCCUUUUUAUCGGGUAAAAUUAUGAGUCGCAUUUUGAAACUUGAUAAGGAUGAGUCGAACUUUGUGGUGGCAAAUUCUAUAUUUGGGAACAGCAAUUCCCUACCUGUGUCUUUGACUCUUUCAUUAGCCUAUACGCUGCCAGAUCUCGUAUGGGAUCAGAUUCCUAACGACAAUAGGGACAACGUCGCCAGUAGGGGUAUUUUGUACCUACUUAUCUUUCAGCAAAUCGGACAUGUGUUGAGAUGGUCGUAUGGUUUUAAUACUCUUAUGAGAUGGUCUGGUGAUAGAGGGCAUCCCCGUAGAUUGGAAGCUGGGCAACUAAGAGGUCCAGAAACAGAGUCGGAGGAGUUGGAAACUUUGACACAAUCAUCCGGACAGACGAACGCUUCUUUGCAUAAGAUUAGGACUACUUUUAUGAGCAUUUUCAAUAAGUUCAGAUCCAUUAUGAACCCACCCUUGUAUUCCAUGUUGUUUAGUGUCAUUGUUGCUUCUAUUCAUCCAAUUCAGCACGAAUUUUUCAGCAAGGACGGAUUCAUCAAUAACACCUUAACUGAGGCUGUGGUUGAAUUAGGCUCUAUUUCAAUUCCGCUUAUUUUGAUAGUUCUGGGGUCUAAUUUGCAUCCCUCGCAAGACACGCCUCCAAUGUCACACAAUCAUAAGAAGUUGAUUCUUGGGUCCAUUGUAGGUCGGAUGAUUUUGCCAUCUUGCUUUUUGCUUCCCAUUAUCGCACUCUGUGUCAAAUAUAUCAAGGUCAGCAUUCUAGAUGACCCAAUAUUUUUGGUUGUGGGCUUCAUUCUUACUGUAUCGCCCCCUGCUAUUCAGCUAACUCAAAUUACUCAAUUGAAUGAGUUUUUCGAAAAUGAAAUGGCUAGUGUGCUGUUCUGGGGUUAUGUCGUUUUGACAUUGCCUGUGAGCAUCAUUGUUGUGAGUGCGGCCAUGAGCGUUUUAAGAUGGGCUCAAUGA